Molecule: messenger RNA, 4657 nt
Organism: Nematostella vectensis (starlet sea anemone)
Lineage: Eukaryota; Metazoa; Cnidaria; Anthozoa; Actiniaria; Edwardsiidae
Exons: 5
Coding region: 273-1061 (262 amino acids)
Source: RefSeq, a predicted model, not a curated record
CGCGCGCGCAAUUUCGGCGGGAAAGUGUUUCAAAAGAAAACAAAUAGGUUUAUCCGGUUUGCGAGGCAACUUUGGCGGAAGUACUGACAACAAAUCGCUGGGAUAAGAAAAUUACUGCACGGAUAAGGUUCACACUUACUGAAAAGAAAGAUUAUAAUAUUACCUGGAUUUUUUGAGUUUACCCUUUUAUAUCUUUAUUUACCAAAAAAAUUUUUAAAUUUGAAAGUCAUUCGUCGUGGUUGUCGUCCGCGGGAUGGCUGUGGGGUUUGUUUAUGUUGUUCCCACUGUGUUUUUGUUGCUCGGGAAAACUGAGAGAAGAUGCCAAAUCUUGCGAAAAAGGAGGAAAAACGAGAAAAGAAAAGGAGCAAUGCUCGGAUGCAUCGUCACUUCGACGUGUAGGCCGUGAAACAUCGAGAGUAGCAGAUAUACCUGAAGAUUCGUGGCUUUGUUUACACCACAGACGCCAAGACAAACGUUGCUCUUGUCCCUCGUUCUGGGGACACGGUGGUGGUCUUGCUAAAAGUAAAAUCCCUACAAGGCUUUAUGUGGUUUUUGAAGAUGUAGGACGCAGGCUCUCCGGUUAUAAGCCGGGAACCAACUGGUGCAAUCUUUGCAGGAGGAAGGCAGACGAAAAUUUUCGUGACCACGAAUUGUAUCACUCGAGUGACGCACGACGGAAGAGAGCAGCAUGUGAUGACAGAAAUGUCAAAAUGUCAACCAGUCCAAAGAGUCCAAUCAGCAAGAUGAGACAUUUGACGAACAAGUAUGAUGUUGACUCAGCACCACUCUAUGACCCAGCAACCAUGAGGGACUUUGCCAAAAAGUAUGUCCCAGGGCUAUAUUCAACAAUUCUAAACAGCAUAGCCAGAUGCACGGAUUCAGCCCUCCAAGAGAAGCGCACUGUUACUCUGUUACACACGUUGGCUUACUUUGGGUCUCAGAAAACUAGUAAAUUACAGAAGGAUCUUGGUCUCAGAAAACUAGUAAAUUACAGAAGGAUCUUGGUUUGUACCUCCACCUGCAUGGACUGCCAUGAUCUGCCCUCAACAGUGGCCUUCUGACUGGAUUUGGAUGUGCACCAAGAACAAUAGCCUCAUACAAUAAAGCUAAAAAAAAAUAUCCAGAACUGCUCACCUAACUCAAUUAACUCCAAAGCAUUCCAUUAUCAUACAAGGACUUGAAACAAUCCUCUUCGUCAUGUUUUUCAGAUCCAAAUAACUGUUGUGAUAAUCAAAACUGCAGAGUAAAUAGAUUAAGUGAUACUGAAAUAUUUAGACUAACUUGUGGUCACACCUUCCAUGAUAUCUGUAUACAAACAAAUGACCAGCUAUGUCCAUUCUGCACCAGGCUAUACGAGCUUCACAGAGACUUGAAAAAUGGUGGGUUAGAUAGAGGAGAAACAGAGGAAGAAAACGAUACCAAAUAUGCAUCUAGGUUGAACACUAGCGAAAAUCUGUGUCAAUUUCAAAACGGUCAAAUACUUAAAUUGCCGAUCCGUCAAAUAUCUUGUGAAAAUGGCGUAAUUUUCGAUCUUUAAUAACUUUUUUCAUUCAAUAGCUGUAUUGUACUCAAAUAUACGAAUAUCAAGUCUGUUCAUCUAUCCAAGACUUGUUCUUUUCGAUUUUUUGAUUUCGCAUCUGUAUCAUGCCUAUUUUCGGAUUUGUGUUGAUGCUACAUUAGCUAAGAUGCCUCGUGUAAAGAAGUCGUUUCGUUACAACGUCGGCGCCCACCAGACGCUAUCUCGAUUGAAUGCGGAGACCCAUGUCAAACUACAAGAGAAGCAAAAGCUUCUAAUGGCUAAAUGAGAGCAGCUAAAACGCAUAGACAACAAGGUUUGCUAAAGUCGAUUAUAAAUACUACAAUCUAGACUCUAAAUGUGUUUUUCCGGUAGUAUUUUUGUUUAUAAACCACCCUACUUUUUAAAGUUAACUAAAGCUACCUAUAGCUGAGAUCCUUUACUUAUCCAAUCUUGAAUCCAAUCCUGACAUAUUUUUGUACCAAUGAUUUAAUAUCUAAGGUGGGGAAAAUUGUUAGAGAGGUCGAGGAGAGGAAGAUGGUUAUUUAUCAGUUAAGUGGAGAGCCAAGGAAAAAGAAAGCAAGGUUUCUUAGGGAGGCAGGCCUUGCUAGACGGCAGGAACAUCCGACAGGAGCCAAUGCUGUGAGUCCAUCGACACGUCAAGAUAGGAAGGCAGAGCUGUUCCAGGCUGCAUGUGAAAUCAGCGGCGCAACUUCUCUGAAUCCUGAACCUGCUAUAACUCUUCUACUAGACACCCUGGAGUCAAGGAAAUGUGCUGAGGUCAAGAUUGCCAAGUACACAGAGAAAGCUAAGAAGCUACACAGAGUCUUCCCAGAGAUAGAAAGAGGAAAAUGGAUCAGUUUGAAAAGUCAGAGAUUAACAUGAUAAAAAGUGUAGCAGUGUACUAUAGCGGGGAGGUUAUGGGUAAAGCUAAGUACCGCUCUGUGUAUAGAUCGACAUGCUAUCAGCGCAUUGCUCAAAAGAGAUUUGUGCGUGCAACAGUUGCUAAUCACAAGUUACCUAGGUUGGUGCCUUACCACAAGCUGAUGUCAUUUGUCAAGAAAAUUGACACAGGUAAGUUAUACAGCGUGAAGGAAACCCUGUGUGGUGGUCUGCCCCAACAACAAAAGUUGAAUGGUUUCUAUCGAGACUUAGAAGAGCUGGUAGUAAAAAUGGCAUCUUUUUAUCUAAAUAGUGAUGACUAUAAGCUUCAUUUUUUUAAUAAUCAGAAUGACACUUUUCAUGUAUCCAUAGGUGGAGACGGUGCACCAUUUGGCAAAGAGGACACUGCCACAGCAUGGCUAGUUGGCUUUUUAAACCUGGGCCAUGGGGUUCUCAGCUGCAAAGAGAACUAUCUUCUCUUUGGGGCAAACUGUUCUGAGAACUGUGAACCUUGCAGGCGGUUUAUUGCCAAGACAGUUAAUGACAUCUGUCAUAUCGAGAGCUCUGUUUAUCCAAUUAUUUGCAAAGGAAUAACUGUUAAUAUCAAGUUUGUUUUCUCUGAGCUCCCCAAUGACAUACAAAUGCUAGCUUUCUUGGCUGGAGAGCUCUUUAACAGUGCCUCUUACUUUUCUACUUUCGUAGAUGUCUCAAACAACACCUUGGUUAGAGUGGGGGGGGGAAGGACAUUUGGCACUGAGUCCUCUGCUACAUGGAAAGCUUGGCCUUAUGACCAUUGCCUCAGGACGGCCUGUAAAGUGGAACAGUUUGAAAAGACAGUUGAAAAGGAAACAAAGUGUAAUGAUAAAACUCUCCUGUCUCCUCCUUCUUCGAAGCUACAGUAAGUACAAUAUGACUAUUCCUGGGUAUUCAGUACUUUCUUGAAACUCAUGUAUCCAAAAAGGUUAUAAUAUAUAUAGGCCACAGAUAAAAAGCUGUUUAUACACCAUAAACAUGAUUUAGAUUCAUGUUGUGAAACCCAGCGGAUAAGAGUGAAAUACUGAAUGCUUUUGUUUAGAAUCUUAAGUCAUGACUUUGGGUUUUUAUCUUUGCCACUAGCCAUAUUUGAGAUUUAGUUUUUUAUUAUUUAUUUAUUGUACAUAUCUAUUAUACAAAAAGCAGCUUCUUUAUGAUGACCUGGAAAACAAAGUUGUGUGUUCAUUGAAACCCAAAUAACUCAAAUCCUGAUGAAAAACAAUCAAGUUAGUGGGUCAACUUUUGAUUUAUCAGCAGAAAUGACUCAAAAGUACUCUAAAGGGAAACGAGAGUUAGAGUUAGCAGGAGUUAAUAUUGUCUGCGUUUGAGUUAUUUGGGUUCUGCUUUAUGUGUUAUUCCAAAAAUUGUUAAUUAAAAAGUCCAUAAAUAACUCCAUCAAUUCCUUUGAAGCUCCACUGUGUAACUUGAAAUAGAUAAUAUGGAAAUGGAAACAAAGCCAGUUUCUGGGAUAAGACAUCCAUCUUUAAAGCAAUGCACUGAUAUUCUUUGGAAAAAGGACCAUAUAUACUUAUUGUCUUUAAGGAUAAAUACCUUAUUUAUCAUAGUCAAUAGAAUAUGGGUAGUUGUUGUUGUUUUCUUCCAGUUUCGUUACAUUAGAAUUCUUACAAGUCUUUAAAAAGAUAAUAAUUUUUAUGUAGCCAACAGCAAAAUUUAGCUAGUUUAAUUAUAAGCAGUUGCUUUCUUCCAGUUUGCUGUUUUUAAUAAGAGGGCUUAUUCUGUAAAUAGUCUGCAUAGUGGCCUCCUGGGGGCCAGCUACAAUAGAGAGUGUCAAUUUCAUUUAGUUUUUAAAAUAAUAUAAAUAUUCAUUAUAAAAAGAGCUUGGCUAGAAGAUACAAGCUUUUAAAUAACUAUGCUUAGUUUAGCAAAGGUUAUAGCAUUUAAUAUUGAAAACUUGUAAACUUCUUCCAUUUUUCAUACUCAUAGAAAACUCUAAAAGAAUAUUAUUUAUUGCAAUAAAAACAGUCUCUAGGGUUCAUAUGAUAUGUAAGUUUUUACAGUCUCUCUAUAAGAGAAGAUGAUAUUUAUUGUAGAUAUUACAUCAAUCCAACUUAAUUUAUAUUAGCCUCAGAAAAGAUUCAGAUAACUUGUAUAUUUAUUGGUAUGAUACUGUACAUGUUUCAUGCUUUAGUGCAAUAACAUUUUCUAUUGUACAUCUCACUGUAUACAAGGUAUAGAAGUAAUGUAAAUAAACAUCUGAUUAGGGUA